AUGUCUACACCGAAGCUUUGGACAAUCAGCCUGCUACACCAAGACUUUAUUUCUUCCCCGAACGUGCGAAGUCGCCAAAAUGCCGCUGAAGAAAACAGAGAUAAUCCUAUAAUCCUAAAAUCCUAUAUGUUAGAUAAGGUUAAGGAACUUCAGGGUAAUGCUGCUUUAGACAAUCUCUCCCAGAUUUGGUUGAUCAUGGCAAAUUACCAAAUAGCAUGGGAUACUUUGGUGAAGCGCUAUCAUAACAACAAGGUCCUUAAAAAGAGGCAGGUUCAGGCUCUUUUCAAAUUACCAACAUUGGGCAAGGAAUCGUUGGUGAAAUUGAGGUCGUUAUUGGAGGGUUUCGAGCGGAUUGUCCAAACCUUGGAUCAGGUGGUCCAAGUAGCAGACUACAAGGAUUUGCUUCUCAUCGAUCUUCUCAGUUCACGUUUGGACCCAGGUUCUCGUCGCGCAUGGGAGGAAGCGUCAUCUGCCAACGAGCAGGACACCUUGAAGGAUUUAGUAGAAUUUGUUCAGCGUAGAAUUAGAAUUCUUGAAGCUUUACCCAUCAAAUCAGUUGAAGCGAAAUCGGAUUCUUCGUCUGGAGCUAGAAAGGUGCCAGGACAAUUUCGUUUGGGACACAACGCGAUUCAAUCAGGUGGAACUAGGUGCCCGGUGUGCUCAGCAUCGCAUUGGUUGCAUAAUUGCUCAUCGUUUCAAGGGAUGCCAGUUUCACAACGAGAAACAACGAUUCGUAAUAACGAUCUCUGUCGAAAUUGCCUUGCGAGAGGUCAUCAGGCACGGGAUUGCACCUCCAAAUAUUCAUGUAGGCAAUGCAAAGGUCGUCACCACACUUUGGUGUGCUUCAAGGCAAACGGGAAGCAACCAAGAAGGACUUCGUUCGCUCAAGAUGGUGGAAAAUCUAAAGAAAGUGGCAAUUCUUCGACUCCCAGUACAGAUCAGGCGAUUUCUAACACGGCGGCCAACGAAAGGGUUUCUUCAAAUACUGGUCGAGUAAAGGAAACAAGGAUACUUCUCGCAACAGCAGUGGUUCUCAUCGAAGGUGAAGGUGGAGUCAAAUGUCCAGCAAGAGCAUUGUUAGACUCAGGCUCCGAGUGUAAUUUUAUGUCGGAAAAAUUAUGCCAGAUGUUGAAGGUUACGAGAAAGAGCACGGAUGUGUCUAUCAUCGAAAUAGGGAAUUCCUCCGCCAAGGCAAGGUUUCGCGUAGCUGCAAGGAUUCGUUCUAGAGUCUCGGAUUACGACCAGAAUAUGGAAUUUCUGGUAUUGCCUAAGGUCACCGCAAACUUACCAUCAAAAUCAUUGCAAAUCACGACUUGGCAUAUUCCUGGCGAUAUACAACUGGCAGAUCCAUCAUUUUUCAACUCACGAUCAGUUGAUUUGGUCCUAGGGAUUUCGAACUUCUUCCGCUUUUUUCGAACUGGCAGAGAAAUGUUACUUGGAGAAGGACUACCACAGCUUACAGAAUCGGUUUUCGGCUGGGUGGUGUCCAGGGAAGUUUCACAUAACAGUCAACCCCAACUCACGACAUGCAACAUGGCAGCUUCAGGUACGAUGGAGGAAAUUAUGGAGCGAUUUUGGUCUUGCGAGGAGAUUUCGGAUCCUUGCAACUACUCUCCCGACGAGGCGCGCUGUGAGGAACAGUUUGGGCGCACAUUUCGUCGAGAUGCCGAUGGACGGUAUAUCGUGACACUCCCCAAAAUCGAACACCAAUUGGAAAAACUAGGAAACUCAGAAGGCACAGCUCGUAGGAGGUUUUUCAGCUUGGAGAGAAGAUUAACAAGGGACGCAAAUUUGCAUGAUCAGUACAAAGAGUUCAUGGCCAGCAGCGGUUUCCACUAG
Uranotaenia lowii is the source of this 1839-nucleotide messenger RNA. RefSeq lists its product as uncharacterized. NCBI's taxonomy places the organism in Eukaryota, Metazoa, Arthropoda, Insecta, Diptera, Culicidae. The coding region runs from base 1 to 1839 and encodes 612 amino acids. The record is from RefSeq and is a predicted model, not a curated record. The transcript has 2 exons. Gene Ontology annotation, molecular function: zinc ion binding; nucleic acid binding.